This is a messenger RNA of Entamoeba invadens IP1, 546 nucleotides long. RefSeq lists its product as hypothetical. The record is from RefSeq and is a predicted model, not a curated record. Gene Ontology annotation, molecular function: acyltransferase activity, transferring groups other than amino-acyl groups. Lineage: Eukaryota; Evosea; Mastigamoebida; Endamoebidae. The transcript has a single exon. Bases 1 to 546 code for a protein of 181 amino acids.
AUGAUCAGCUUUGUUCGAGUGACCCGCUCUAACGACCCCAUGUUGGACAAUUUAGUCAACUUACUCUACAAUGAGUUUGAAGUCCAUCAAUUGCGCCCAUUGAAACAGUUGAAAAACGUUAUUGACACGCAGCCCAACCAUUACUUUACAGCCAUUGUUUUCAAUAAGAAGGUUGUUGGUGUAAUUGUCUAUUGGAAGUUAUUGAACUCGUUUUUCUAUAUCGAGCACUUUGCAGUCUUCUCUGAAUUCCGUGGAGAGAAAAUAGGUCAAAAAGUGAUGGAUCACAUUAAUAACACAAUAGGUGGACUCUGGUUACUUGAAAUUGAUCCCAUUGGUGACGUUGUACAUGACAGACUUCGAAAGUGGUAUGAGAAGAAUAAGUUCACUGUCACUAAAUUGAACCACAAACAACCCCCUUAUGUCGCAAAUGAAGGAACUACUCCCCUUCAUAUCAUGACUAAUAAACCAACCAACAAAUUGGAUUUGUAUCUCAGUACAAUUACUAAAGAAGUGUAUCAAGUUGGUUAUAAAUUUACUAGAGAAUAG